This is a messenger RNA of Naumovozyma dairenensis CBS 421, 1341 nucleotides long. It is a transcript of the gene LYS9, whose product is annotated as saccharopine dehydrogenase (NADP+, L-glutamate-forming). Gene Ontology annotation, cellular component: cytoplasm. Lineage: Eukaryota; Fungi; Ascomycota; Saccharomycetes; Saccharomycetales; Saccharomycetaceae. Gene Ontology annotation, molecular function: saccharopine dehydrogenase activity. The transcript has a single exon. Bases 1 to 1341 code for a protein of 446 amino acids. The record is from RefSeq and is a predicted model, not a curated record.
AUGACAAAGAACGUACUAUUACUAGGUUCAGGUUUCGUUGCCCAACCUGUUAUCGAUACUCUAUCCGCUACGGAUGGUAUCAAUGUAACCGUCGCAUGCAGAACUUUAGCCAAUGCACAAGAAUUGGCUAAAAAUUCAGGUUCCAAAGCUAUUUCUAUAGAUGUUACUGAUGACUCUGCUUUAGAUGCUGUAGUUGCACAAAAUGAUGUCGUUAUUUCCUUAAUCCCUUACAUUUAUCAUCCAAAUGUCGUUAGAAGCGCAAUCAGACAAAAGAAGAACGUCGUCACAUCCUCCUACAUUUCCCCUGCUUUAAGGGAAUUAGAACCAGAAAUUAAAAAAGCUGGUAUCACUGUCAUGAAUGAAAUUGGGUUAGAUCCAGGUAUCGAUCAUUUAUAUGCCGUCAAGACUAUCGAUGAAGUUCAUAAAGCUGGUGGUAAAAUCAAAUCUUUCUUAUCUUAUUGUGGUGGGUUACCAGCUCCAGAAGAUUCUGACAAUCCAUUAGGUUAUAAAUUCUCUUGGUCAUCAAGAGGUGUUUUAUUGGCUUUAAGAAACUCUGCUAAAUACUGGAAAGAUGGUAAAAUUGAAACUAUCGAUUCUGAAGAUUUAAUGGCUUCUGCUAAACCUUAUUUCAUUUACCCAGGUUAUGCCUUCGUUUGUUAUCCAAAUAGAGAUUCUACCGUUUUCAAAGACCUUUAUCAUAUUCCAGAAGCUGAAACUGUCAUUAGAGGAACUUUAAGAUAUCAAGGGUUCCCUGAAUUUGUCAAGGCUUUAGUUGAUAUUGGUAUGUUAAAAGAUGACGCAUCAGAAAUCUUCAAUAAACCAAAUGUAUGGAACGAAGCUCUAAGGGAAUACUUGGGUGCUAAGAGUUCAUCAAGAGAAGAUUUGAUUGCAAACAUUGACUCUAAGACCAAUUGGAAAACAAGUGAAGAUAGGGAAAGAAUCCUUUCAGGUUUUGCUUGGUUAGGUUUAUUUGAAGCUACUCCUAUUACACCAAGAGGUAAUGCGUUAGAUACAUUAUGUGCUCGUUUAGAAGAAUUGAUGCAAUAUGAAGAAGGUGAACGUGAUAUGGUCGUUUUACAACAUAAAUUUGGUAUUGAAUGGGCUGAUGGUACCACAGAAACAAGGACUUCUACUUUGGUCGAUUAUGGUAAAGUUGGUGGUUACAGUUCAAUGGCUGCCACAGUUGGUCUACCAGUUUCCAUUGCUACCAGAUUUACUCUAAAUGGUACAAUAAAGGGAUCAGGCUUACUUGCUCCAUAUUCUCCAGAAAUUAAUGAUCCAAUUAUGAAAGAGCUAAAAGAAAAAUAUGGUAUUUACUUGAAAGAAAAGACUAUUGCUUAA